UGGCUAAGCCAUGCCCCCCUCCACUCACUCAGACAAACUAUCAACAUUCAGUGCCCGGCGCUAUGGCAGGUGUCACAGUACACGGCAUUUCACAGGAGGCAAUUGAUGAUUUUUGGAGACAUAACGAUCAGAUGUCAUUGAGAAGUAACCAAAAGGGCCUAAACUACGCAUUGGAGGGAUAUAUUCAUCAUUUUAUUGUUGAGAAGGUCGAUGAAAAGCUUAAAUUACAAGCCAAAAUUUACAGGUCACAGUGUACGCUUGUGAACCGCAUCUGGUUGCCGUCACCAUCAAAGACAACAAGUUAAAGUGCCACUGAAGUUAAGGUUUUUGGCUCAGAAUAUGAGAAAAGGAUAACGGCCUUUUUACCAUCUUUACCAAGAGUGUCUCUCCGUUAGUUUGGUGCUACAGUAUUUACACUGAAUCAUUCAGCAUAACGUUUGCCAACCUUUGUUAUCUCUGCCAUUACAGAUAAGUUAAUGAAGCUAAGCUCCAGAAGUUAACGUUAGCUUAACUAGAGCCCUUUGGACAACAGCUAACAAUGAUGUACGAUCACCAAAGUACAAAACUAGAACAAAAUAGGCUAAUGAACUCCCAGCAAACAAGGUGACAUGAUGAACAACGCAGCUAGGAGCUAACGUUAGGCUAACUUUAGCUAACGUUAGCUAGAGAUGUUAAAGAUAACUUUAUAUUUCUUUCCAGCAAAGUGACAAUAUGUUGCCUCAAACACAAUGUUGACUUACCUUAGAACAGAUGUAGACAUCAUUGUUAAUCUUAUUCACGUUGAGUUGAUGUUGUGGUCUAACGUUACCACACAACUUUAUCCAAAGGAGACACUUUUCUCGGUUGAGAUGUGGUUUAAAGUGUAAAAAAUACACCUGGUCGCCCAGCCUCUCAGGAUACCUUGUGUCAGAGUUGCAUGUACCCCAUGCACACCGUUUGACCAUUUUUAAACUUCAAAUCUCAGAAAAAGCUCAUAAAACCCAACAAACUGACUUUCUGUAAUGCAUUUCAAUGGACGUCCAGGCAGAGAAUGUCCCAGUGUAUGGGAAUGGCUAUACGCACUGUGAUUGGCUCAUCGCGUUGAGGGUGGGGCUUAGCCAUAGGUCAAUUAGAUGUGAAUUCUUUUCAGGCUGUGCAUAAUUUCUGCCUGUAAAAAUGCCACCCGUGGUCGUAUUUUGGAGGACGACAGUCUUGGCUGAACACUUUGCAAAAAAGUGGACAAAACAAAAACUUGUGAAAUAGUGUUUGUGCAUUUUUAAUCUGAUGUAAAGUUGUAUCAAAGCUGUCGUGUUGACUAGUGUAAUGUGUCUUUUUCUGGCUCCGCCCACAGCUGUAACCAUAGAAACAGAACAAAACAAAGUGUUUGAAUGUCCGCUGUGUGUGACGGUUCAUCUGCUGCACUUUCUAUGAUCAGCACUUAAAAAUGUCUAAAAAAAAAAAAAAAAAAAGAAGCUGAGAAGUUUUGUGUGACUCGAACGUCUCUGAUCUGUUUUCAUUUCCUGUUGUAAACUUCUGUAAAAUAUUUGAAUGUUUUAGUUUGUAAAAGUGAAGAUGUAGUUGGUGACGUAUAUAAAGCAACAACGUGGCUGUGAGUGAACUGUUUUAUGAUUCAUUCAUAUCACCAUCAUCAUCAUCAUCAGGUUGAAGGAAGUGCUGCUGUGACUCAUUUAGAGUAAAAACAAAAAGAGGUUUGAACUGAAACAAUUACACAAUGACCCACCGCAGCAUGACGAGCUCUCUGCUGCUGACAUCAUCGUUCCACAUCAGCAGAGACCCAAACGUGUCAAAGAUUUAAGGACGGAUCGUUAAUGAGCAUCCGGCGCUCCGUGACUCAGUCACACGGGUUAUUUUUAUCAGACGAGGGUUUGUGAAGCAGAAUAAUACAAAUAAAUAUCUGCUGCCGUUAAAACGUUUAAAACACUUUCAUUUAUUAUCAGUGUGGAAAGUAACAGAGUACUUUUACUCAAGUACUGUAACUCUCUCCUCCUCUUCCUCCACCUCUGAGGUGAAUCCUGGACUUUUUACUCUGUGUUAGAAACAAUGAAAUGACUCUACUGACAGAUAACAGCUUAUAGACGACUCUUUGGACUUUUGUCCAUGGAUACUUUUUUCUUCAGUGAUGUGAUUGGUCAGAGGUCGGUGUGUUGACAGGCUGUGAUCAGGUUAGCUGUUCAGCAUCAGGGAAGAAGUUCAUCAGUGGGGACUUUCUCCAAACGGAGCCGAGGUGAGUCACACUGAAUUUAUACUAAAGCAAUCGCACAAUUACCCAGAACACACGACGAAGGAAUCAGAGCACUGAGUCACAGUUUGCUGUUUCUCAACUGAUUUUAUUUUAUUUAAAUGUUGAGUUUAAUGUUAAAGUUGUUUUAAAGGGUCUCACUCUGUCUGUUCUUCUUCUGUGGCUGUAGAAACUGAAGCUUCCUCCCAUGAUCACGUGACCAGAGGAAAUGUUGUAACCUAGACGAGACGCCUGCCAAGCUGCAGACCACAGUUAAAUACCAAUAAACAACAAACCUGUUUGUGAUUUAUUUAGUCAUUGCUGGGUUUCCAGCAAUUUUUUAAACUGGAACAUCAUGUUUCAGUGCUUGUUUUCAGCCUAAACACAGCUGUAUUUCCAGCCAAGUUUUGCACCAAAAAAGCGACAUUUUUACCGAGACAUUGCUGCGUUUCCAGCGGGGAUUGUUCCACAAAAGUGGUUGUUUUUUACAGAGACAUCACUGCAUUUCUAGACAGUACAGUGCCAUGAAAAGUAGCUGUUUUUUACUGAGACAUCGCUGUGUUUCCAGCGGGAGUAGUGCCAUCAAAUGUGCUUGUUUUCAGCCUAAACAUAGCUGUAUUUCCAGCCAAGUUUUGCACCAAAAAAGUGACGUUUUUCCCAAGACAUUGCUGCGUUUCCAGACGGCAUGGUGCCAUGAAAAGUAGCUGUUUUUUACUGAUACAUUGCUGUGUUUCCAGCGGGAGUAGUGCUAUGAAAAGUGGUUGUUUUUAACCUAAACAUAACUGUUUUUCCAGCCAGGAUAGUGCAGCAAAAACUCUUGUUUUCUACCGAGACAUCACUGCGUUUCCUGCUGGGAUAGUGCCAUGAAAAGCAGUCGUUUUUAACCACAACGCAGCUGUUUUUUCGGCCAGGAUAGUGCUGCCAAAGUGUUGUUUCAACUGAGACAUCGCUGCGUUAGCUGCCAGGAUAGUGCUACGGAACGUCUUUACUAAGACAUUACUGCAUUUACUGCGGUAUAGUGCCAUGAAAAGUCUUUUUUUUUAAACCUAGACAUCACUGUAUGUCCAGCGGAGAUAGUGCAGCAAUAGUGUCAUGAAAGGCGGGUGUUUUAAGCUAAAACAUUUUUAUUUUAACCAUAACUAAGUGGUUUUAACGUAACCUAAACAUAACCACAUGUAAACCACAGUGUUGUUGAAACAUAAAAAAACAAAAAGGUUCAUUAUACAAAUCGUAGCGUACCCAUGAUCUGCAGAAACGCACAGUGCCACCAACAUUUAUUUAGAAAACAUUUAUUCUGGAAAUUAGGUUCAAUUCUUUUCAAGGCUAAUUAGACAUUUGUACUUUUAAAGAAGCAACACUUGAUAUUAAAUCCUCGCUCACUCACUCAGUCGUUUGUUAAACGUGUGACACUCUCGCUCACAGACCUCCAUCUCUGUCAUAACUUUUAAGAAAAACAUUGCGAGCUCGACGGCGAGGGGAGAGGAGCUGAUGUUGUUGCUGUAAUCUGGGAUCCAGGUCAGCGAUAAGGAACACAACACUGAUAAGGAAGACAAUGGAGUGUUUUUCAGUGUCUUCAGCACCUUCUGAAGGAUGAAUGAUGAAUGAUGGACCUCGUCUCUCCUCUACAGCCUCUCCUGUCGACCUCUGAGACAAUGGAUUGUACCUGAGGACGAGCAGCUUGGAUAAACUCUGAGAUCAUCGACGGACUGGAGGCCAUCUUGGAGAGGCCGACAGCCCUCCAGCAGCAGCAGCAGCUCCAGCAGGGGCCCUCCUGAUACCUCCUCACUCCCCGGCUGCAGCGCCCCCUGCUGGUCAGCAUGGAUCCCAGAGCAGGACGGCUGCCGCUCCAGGUGCUGGGAGAGAACGAGGCGCUGCAGCAGUUCUUCAGUGGUCAGGAUGUGAGUGGUGUGUUGGACAGUUCUGUCGCAGUGGACACGAGCAUCCUGGAGCAGUACCUCAGCAAUGACAUGGACCCCAACAGCUUCAUGCUCCCUGAGUCUCCUCCUGACUCGAGCUCGGAGGCCUGUUCACCUCCACAGAUACCAGACUUCCACUACGAGGCGCCCUAUUGGUCCAACCAGCAGAACACCCAGGAAGUGUUCCAGCCAACACAGCGGUCUGCCCCCUCAUCCUCCUGUCGCUUUAAGAAUCGAGGCCCCGUCCCCGCCCACAAUGAGCUGCUGACCCACGAACAGCUCCACAGUUUGGGCCUCACAAACACUUACAUCAAGUCUGGGACCUCACCUGCCCCACCCCCUCCACCUGCCCCCCUGCACCAACAAACUCACCAGGUGUCCGCUCCACCUGCCCCCCUGCAGCAGCACACGCACCAUCUACCUGAACACACACACUACCUGAGUCCAGAGAGCUGCUUGCAGGCUUACACCCCGCCCACACCUCCUUCCCCACCAGUGCCCCCCUCAAACAGCUACGCCACACCCUGCACUGUUCCAGGUGUGGUCCCACAUGUAUCCACGCCCCCUUCAACCUGUCAGCUGGGCUCCGCCUCCACGCUACACAUCUGCUCCUCAGAGAGUAGAAAGAGGAGGAGAUCUGAGUCUGAGUCUGAGGAGCCAUCAACAGGAAUCAAGGCUUCCUGCAAUGAAAGUGACGCAACUCAAGGCAGCAGUGUAGGAAACGGUGUAGGUGGUUUGGGAUCCUACCAGCUGCUGACUUGGGAACAGUACAGACCAGAACAUUGGAGCACUUUGUACGACAGCAGCUACCAGACAAUGUCUCCUCCUGCCUACCACGUCGACACAGAUAAAGGCUUCAACUACUCUGCAGGUGACGAGGCCUUCGUCUGCCAGAAGAAGAACCACUUCCAGGUCACCGUUCAUAUCGGCGUGGCUGCAGAGCCACAAUACGUCAGAACGUUAAGUGGGCCGCAGCAGGUCGACCACUUCCUGAUAAAAGUGUUUGGGAUCAAGCUGGAGUCUCCGAGCCACCAGGUGACCAUUGAGCAGUCUCAGCCCGACCGCAGCAAGAAGCCCUUCCACCCUGUCAGGGUCAGUCUGCCCAGUGGCAAAAUCACCAAGGUAACGCUCGGACGACUGCACUUCAGCGAGACGACGUCCAACAACAUGAGGAAGAAAGGCAAACCCAACCCUGACCAGAGAUAUUUUCAGAUGGUGGUUGGUCUGUACGCUUCAGUGGGAGGAGACGAGACGUUCCUCCUCACAGCUCUGGUGUCGGAGAGAAUCAUCAUCAGGGCCUCUAACCCUGGUCAGUUUGAGACGGACGGCGACGCCCUGUGGCAGCGUGGGGCGAUGCAGGACGCCGUGGUCUGUCAGGGACGAGUGGGCAUCAACACCGACUCCCCUGAUGAGGCCUUAGUGGUCUGUGGUAACGCCAAGGUGAUGGGCGCCGUCAUGCAGCCAUCAGACCGCCGUGCCAAAGAGAACAUCCAGGAGGUUGACUCUGAGCAGCAGCUGAAGAGAAUCACUCAGAUGAGAUUAGUUGAGUUUGAUUAUAAACCAGAGUUUGCCUCCGUCAUGGGAAUAGACCACACCCACCAGACAGGUAUAAUAGCUCAGGAGGUGAAGGAGCUGCUGCCAUCAGCCGUGAUGGAGGUCGGAGACGUUUCCUGUUCUGACGGAGAGACGAUUGAAAACUUCCUCAUGGUGGACAAAGAGCAGAUCUUCAUGGAGAACGUUGGGGCGGUGCAGCAGCUGUCGAAGCUCACCGACAACCUGGACACUCGAAUCAAAGAGCUGGAGGUCUGGAGCGGCCGACUGGCCAAGUUGAAGUGUCUGACCGGCAGCCUGCGCUCCACUGGGAUACCCAGGAAAGCCAGCAGUGUGUCGAUGACACCGGGUCCUGACACAUGUAAGACUGGGAAGGUUCAGAAGGAAGGCUGGAGUCAGAAGUACAGCAGCUGUCUGCAGCAUAAAGUCUUCCAGGCCAGCGUCUUCACCCUGCUGGCCACCAUGGCUUUCUGCGUCAUCUCUAUCACUGCUCUCUACCUACUGAAUCUGAGGGAGGACGACUAUAACAUCUUUCCUGGCAUCAGUAACGGCAGCGUGGUUCCUCCGCAGACCACAGCCUGGAGCAGCACAGUCCAACCGUCCACUCCUCACGGCCCUUGGCCACCAGACAUGGACUUCUGCGACCUGCUGUACUGUGAACAGGUGUACUGCUGCACUCCACCAGCAGGGGGCAGCACUGACCCUAAUAUCACCUCCACUGAAUCACCUGCAGAGGAAAAUUCUGAUAUUGCAGAGGAAAGAAGAGAAAAACUUUACCAGAAGCUGAAAAAUGCCAAAGACUGGACGAACACGACCUUACAGUCUUUAAUGAUCAAAGAGAACCAGCAGGUGAUCGACAGCAAAUACUGUCUAAGAGACGAAUGUGGGCCAGGUAGAUACACCUUCAGAGUUCCCAUCAGCCAGUUUGUCCCAGACAACAUGAGAGUCACCCUGGUCAUGAACUCCACAGAGGUGCUGGUGGUUCAUCUGUGCAGCCUUGAUGAGUCAACGGCCUGCUCUGCUAUGCUGGAUAUAGACACUGUCACUGGAAGCAGAUACCCAUCAAACACACAGGGAGAACAUGAGUGGCCUCUUCAUGUCGCUCGUCUUUAUCACAGCUCGUAUCACUUUCGCUCCACAGUGGCCGGUCAAGCAGACUGCAGUACUGACUAUUACUACGCGGGGGCGCGCUUCACUGACUACUACUUCCAUUUCUACAGACGCUGCACACACACAUAGACAAACAAUUAAAGAUAAAAUUACCAAAACAUUAAAAUAUUGAAUGCAAAUAUGUUAAAUAUUUGCUUUUUUUUAACACAAAGGUGACAAUCAGAAAAACUGAAACAGAAUUUCACCAAUUCUGCUUUUGUGUUGUUGUUUUUUUAUUGUGACAUUAGUCACUUUUGUGGAUAGAUUGUUCUGUGUGAUUGGAAAAAAAGGUUGCUCAGAUCAGACACACUAUAUAUACAUACUAUAUGCCCCAUUAUGUUCUUCUGUUUUCUGCCUUUUCUUCUUAUGUCUUACCUGCUUUGUAAGAAAGUGAUUCUGAACCCGGGGAUCAGGACUCAAAAUGUGUCGGAAGAUAAGUGUGUUGGGGGGAGGGGCGGGAUGAUCAUUAUUAUAAGAAAAAAACAUGUCUGCUUUCUGUGUUUUCUGGCUUUUCUUAAAUAUUGUAUCUUAAAUAUCAUGUCUUAAUAUUGACUUUUUUUUCUCAUGAAAUGCUGGAAACGUUUUUAGGUCUGUGAAAAUGAAAAGAAAAUAUUGCUGUCUGCUUGUCACAAGGGGUCACAGGCAGGCGAUGCUUUAAAAUGUCUAGACUUAAACUGAGUAAGUUUGAAAAAUGACUAGAAUUAAGUAGUUUUCUGUUUUGGUUUUUAGUCAUUAUCAUGAAGUUUAUUUCUUGGAAAGUAGUGAUCUCAUUCUGAUGGAUUACGCCUGUGUAAAUCCCAAAUUCCUGAGCAAGAAUUCUGAAAAUAAAGCCUGAAGUUUGAUCUGAGAAAUUUUGCUGCUGGUACUUCAGUUCUAGUCUCAAAGAACAAAACCCAGAGAAGACUUGCUUCUAAAUUGGGAAAUAGAAAAAACAUACUUUUAUCUAAGACUCAAGAAAAAGCAGUUAUUAAAAAGCAGAAUAUUAAAACAAACAAGAUCUAAAGUUACUUAUUAAAAGAAAUAUUGAUUAAGUUACUUCUGAGUGUAAAACUGUCGAUGUGAAUCUUUUCUAUGAGCUGAACUGAACGUGACUGAAUCCUGAACUCUUUGCUUUAUGUGAAA
This is a messenger RNA of Epinephelus moara (kelp grouper), 7956 nucleotides long. RefSeq names its product myelin regulatory factor-like protein. Bases 4036 to 6924 code for a protein of 962 amino acids. The transcript has 26 exons. The record is from RefSeq and is a predicted model, not a curated record. Gene Ontology annotation, cellular component: endoplasmic reticulum membrane; nucleus. NCBI's taxonomy places the organism in Eukaryota, Metazoa, Chordata, Actinopteri, Perciformes, Serranidae. Gene Ontology annotation, molecular function: sequence-specific DNA binding; DNA-binding transcription factor activity. Gene Ontology annotation, biological process: positive regulation of DNA-templated transcription; protein autoprocessing.